CCCUCCACCAACUUUCAAAUUUCGUCGAUUUUUGCGGUAAUGGGGAAAAAUGGAUCACAAUUGAAAAAUCUAAAGUCGUCUAUCCGACAGGCGAAUUUGGUUAGUGCGAAACCUGGUCGUAAAAAGGGAAAAUCAAAAGGUGUUGAUUCUCGAGAAGAACGACAGACAAAAGUAGACAAAAUUCAAUCAGAUUUCAAUUUGUUUGAUCGACAAUUUACCAGAAAAAAAUUCGAUGUAGGCGGUAGACGCAUCAAAGGUACUGAAGGCACUCCCGGUGUUAGCCGCAGUGUAGGAGAAGAAAUUCGUAAAAAUACAAUAGGUGAAAAACUCAAAAAGAAGAACCACGUUGGUGGUGUCAUUGAUCGCCGUUUCGGUGAAAAUAAUCCUCAUUUAUCGCUUGAGGACAAAAUGCUCGAACGUUUUAGCCGUGAACAGCAACGUCGUAGCAAGAAAGAUAUGUAUAAUUUAGAUUCCGAAAACGACGUCUUAACUCACGGAAAAAGACCAAUUUCAGAAUUGGAUGAUUUUGACGAACCCGAUUUAGCCUUGAAUGCCGAAGAGGACGAAGGCCUCAACAAUGAAGUUGUUCGUCGGAUGCACUUUGGUGGUUUCGGAGAGGACGAACCUCAAGAGGAAGAGGAAGAAGGCGAGCCAAAGCAAAAGAAGUCCAAGCAUGAAGUCAUGUCUGAGAUUAUUGCAAAGUCUAAAACUCAUAAGGCAGAACGCCAAGCAGAGAAAGACGAAUACGAAGAUGAACGUGAGAAAUUAGAUGAGGGCAUGGAUGACUUGCAAAGCGCACUUUCAGAUUUCAGAAAGGAGGCAAGACGUAAACAAGCUGCAAAAAAUCAAGUUUUACGCCCUUCAGAUGCUGACUCUCGAUAUGAUGAGUUCGUCAGAGAAAUGGUAUUUGAUAGGCGAGCUCGCCCUUCAGAAAGAACAAAGACUGAGGAAGAACUUGCUCAAAUCGAAGCAGACCGUUUGCGUGAGCUUGAAGACCAACGUCUUGCCCGGAUGCAAGAUGACGAGAUUGACUAUCCUGAAACAGAAGUAACUGAGGACGCAAGCACGAAAGCUACCGAUAAUGUUUUUGGUUUUGGUGAAGGUCUCACUCUGGAAGAUGAAGAAUCGGUGAACUCUUCUGAAGGGGAAGAGGAAGAGGACGAAGAAGAAUGGGAAGGUAUUGUGGAAGAUACGAAACCCGCUGCGAAGAAUGAUGUGAAAAAAGAAAAGAAGCUUUCAGGUGGAAACAUCUCAGAUGGUAAACCCGCUAAGCAAGCGUCACUCGCUUAUACCUAUUCCUGCCCUACUUCGCAUAAAGAAUUUCUGGGAAUGAUCCAAGGUUUAAGCUUCGAAGAUCAAGUUACUGUUGUCAUACGCAUUCGUACGCUUUAUCACGUCAAACUACACCCCGAAAAUAAAGCUCGUUUAGAGAACUUUACUGUGGUACUUUUGCAGCAUAUUCUUUAUUUAUCAAAGAAAUCGGAAGUUUCAAUGGAAAUACUUGAGAAACUCACAGAGCAUUUGGUAUCUUUGGGACGCCAAUUUCCCGUAACAAUUAGUGCUUCUUUUAUUUCUGUAUUGGAAGGAAUGCGCAAUCGGUUAUUAAACAGCUUUGGAAACACUAAUAUCAAGUUUCCCGAUGCCCAAGAUCUCACGCUCUUCAAUCUAGCCUGUUCCGUAUUCCCUACUUCCGAUAGAAAGCACAUUGUACUAAACCCAAUGGUUCUUACGAUGUGUGAAGCGUUGACUCAAUCGCCAUGGAGUACACUUCCUGAUCUUUGUAAUAAAUUGUACUUGGCGAACCUUCUCUUGAAGUAUCAACGUUUGAGUCAUCGUUAUAUACCUGAAGUCAUAGUUCUCCUUGGUCAAGUUUUGUAUGUGCUUUCUCCUAAUGCAAUGAAGAGUAUACCUGGAAGCUUCACUAUUCCUGAUAGCCUUCAUGAAAAGCAUAAAGCCUUUGGUAUUCAAGAUAUAUCUUUGGACGAGCCUGAAAAGCUUCGUCUUCUUGACUUAGGGUCUGUUCCUGUUUCAAACCUUCAGUCAUCGAUAAUUAUGGUUACGCUUAAUCUUGUAAAUGUUGCGCAAAAUCUAUACGCUAAGGAAAGCGCAUUUUUGGAGAUAUAUGAGCCAAUUUUUGAUCUAUUGCAAGUCUAUGAAUCGAAGAAAGAGCUUCUUCAUAAAACUUUGUCAGACAAGUUGAAGCAGACUAUCGGAGAUUUGACCACCUUGCUUGAAUCUGCUAAGAGAACGCGCAAGCCUCUGGCUCUACAAGCACACAGACCUGUGGGUAUUGCUAGUCACUUACCUAAAUUUGAAGAAGGCUACUCUAUCGAUAAAACUUCUUAUGACAUUGACCCUGAAAGAGCUGAACACAACAAGCUUCGUGCUCAACAUCGGGAUGCCAAAAAGGGUGCCAUUCGUACACUUCGUAAGGAUGCAAGAUACAUUGCUCGUGAAAAACAAAAGGAACAACGUUCCAAGGACAAAGCAUAUAAUGACAAAAUGGGUAAACUCCACAAUCGUUUGCAACAUUUUGAUUCAGCUGUUUAAAAUAAAAAAAGAAAAGGAAAAUCUAGGAAAGCUACUAAUCAUAAUAAUAUUUUUGGGGUUUUGGUUAACAUGGGUGUUUGACUUUACUUAUCUUAUGGAUUAGAUAUUAAUAAUAUGUGAAAACAUGUUUUGGUUUCAAGUGUACAAUGGAUAAAAAGACACAAAAGGUAAAAAAAAUAAAGAGUUAACAUAAAUGAAUUGAA
Molecule: messenger RNA, 2753 nt
Organism: Schizosaccharomyces octosporus yFS286
Lineage: Eukaryota; Fungi; Ascomycota; Schizosaccharomycetes; Schizosaccharomycetales; Schizosaccharomycetaceae
Product: U3 snoRNP protein Nop14
Exons: 2
Coding region: 40-2550 (836 amino acids)
Biological process (GO): maturation of SSU-rRNA
Cellular component (GO): Noc4p-Nop14p complex; nucleolus; small-subunit processome
Source: RefSeq, a predicted model, not a curated record